Molecule: messenger RNA, 1107 nt
Organism: Arachis duranensis
Lineage: Eukaryota; Viridiplantae; Streptophyta; Magnoliopsida; Fabales; Fabaceae
Exons: 1
Coding region: 1-1107 (368 amino acids)
Source: RefSeq, a predicted model, not a curated record
AUGGGCGUCAUCCCAUUCCACCGAUCCAUCCUCGAAGUCCGGUUGACGAAACACUUCGACAAACCAACGGACAUGAGGUACGAUGGAACUCAAGACCCUCUAGAACACCUCACGGCCUUCGAGGCCAGGAUGAACCUAGAGGGAGUAGGGGACGAGGUGAGGUGCCGAGCCUUCCCGGUAACCCUAGCGGGACCCGCGAUCAGGUGGUUUAACGGCCUCCCGCAGGGAUCCAUCUACAGUUUCUCGGACAUCAAUCGUGCAUUCCUGGCCCAAUUUACAACACGAAUAGCAAAGGCAAAGCACCCGAUCAACCUUCUGGGGAUAACCCAGAGACAGGGAGAGCCGACCAGAAAGUACCUGGAUCGGUUCAACGACGAAUGCUUGGAAAUCGAGGGCCUAACCGAUUCGGUGGCCAGCCUUUGCCUGACGAACGGCCUCCUUAACGAGAACUUUCGAAAACAUCUCACCACGAAACCAGUUUGGACGAUGCACGAGAUCCAGACGGUAGCCAAAGAGUAUAUAAACGACGAGGAAGUCAGCCGAGUUGUGGCUGCCAAUAAACGGCAGUCCAGCUACAGCCAACCUCGGCAACAAGGCAACGGAGAAAGACUAAAGGAACAAACCAGGGAAGAGGCGCCAAGCAAGGCACCAAGGCCAUUCCCCCGGGUUGGGAAAUUCACCAACUACACUCCGCUCACUCUUCCCAUCGUGGAAGUUUAUCAACAAAUAGCUGAGAAAGGAAUCCUGCCGAAGCCCCGACCACUCAAGGACCGCACGGGAGGAAACAAAAACCUCUAUUGUGACUACCACAAAGGCUACGGUCACCAAACACAGGACUGCUUUGACCUGAAGGAUGCACUAGAACAAGCGAUAAGGGAAGGUAAGCUAGCAGCAUUCUCCCAUCUUAUCAGAGAGCCGAGGAGACGUUAUCGCGACCAAGACGAAGAAGGCAAAAUCCGUUCGGCAAAGCGACGACAAGAGCUAGAAGACAGAGAUCACGGCCUCACUGUGAUAAACGUGGUGACGGCCAAAAACGCCGCGCCAAGAUCCCGAUCGACGCACAAGAAAGAUGCUAAGGUCUUGUCGAUCUCCUCCUCGUUGGUGUGA